UGCAAAGUUUUCCCAAUCUGAUCGAUUCGGAAGAGUUAGCGUUCUGGUUCUUCGUUUCCAUUUUCUUUUCCUCCAACGCUCCACGAUAUCCGGCAGCUUUGAUCCAGACGGCUUACGGCGGCUUCCAGUAAUUCGUGGCUCGGUCACUUUUCCAGUUCGAUCAGCUAUCCGUUUUUCAAAGCGUUAUCUACAGCUUCCACCAUUGAUGGCAGAGAAGGGCUGCUCGACAUCGGGGUGGGAUGCAGAGGCAGAGGAGCUCUAUGGGGCCGAGUCCGGAUGGGUGGAAGCUCGAACAUCGUGUGAUCAUUUGCCUUCGCUGUCUUCUGACCUCUCUCACAUCCCCGUCCCCGAUUCUCCUUGCACCAGAUGCCACCACCCUGCUGAAAACUGGCUGUGUUUAAGCUGUAAAGAUGUUCUAUGCAGCCGCUUUAUCAACAAACACAUGCUCAGUCAUCAUCAAGAAACAGGGCACUGCCUAGCUCUCAGCUUCAGUGAUCUGUCAGUAUGGUGUUUUGCUUGUGAAGCAUAUCUUGAUGUUCAGAUGAUUUGGCAGUUGCGACCUGUUUAUGAAGUUGCCCAUCUGUUAAAAUUUGGACAGAGCCCACCUUUUCGUGCCCUUGAAAGCCUGCAGUUUAGCACUCAAAGUGAAAGUUCCUCCUCAAGAUCUUAAUUUUCCGGUAUGUAGCUGCCACGGCUCCUGUUGAGGUGAAGAGAAAAGUGGGUUCCAUCCAUGUCUUCAUCCGUCUUCCGUUAAAACAGGGAUUUAUGGUGUUUUUAUUCCAGAACUAUACCAGACUGUGGGGUGACAGAAAGAUGUUAGAAAUAGCAGACAAUUUGAGUUCUGUUGGAACGGAGAUGCCAGCAACUGAACUCUAGAUUUGUUUCUUCUUUUCUUGUGUUUUUGCUUUGUCGGUGACGGUAAAUUGAUAGUGCAACCCUUAAACGAGUGAAGCCACUAGUUUCAUUCCCCAUGUUUGAAUUGAAAUUUCUUCCUGAGACGAUUGCCCUG
Phoenix dactylifera (date palm) is the source of this 1009-nucleotide messenger RNA. RefSeq names its product histone deacetylase-like protein. Gene Ontology annotation, molecular function: zinc ion binding. Lineage: Eukaryota; Viridiplantae; Streptophyta; Magnoliopsida; Arecales; Arecaceae. The record is from RefSeq and is a predicted model, not a curated record.